Athene cunicularia (burrowing owl) is the source of this 1471-nucleotide messenger RNA. RefSeq names its product CD84 molecule (gene CD84). The record is from RefSeq and is a predicted model, not a curated record. The transcript has 4 exons. NCBI's taxonomy places the organism in Eukaryota, Metazoa, Chordata, Aves, Strigiformes, Strigidae. Gene Ontology annotation, biological process: T cell activation. Gene Ontology annotation, cellular component: external side of plasma membrane. Bases 70 to 780 code for a protein of 236 amino acids.
UCCUUGGUGAGCAGCUGCCUGGUGCAGAGGAUUUCCACCCCAGGGGUAGGGCGGAGACUCGCAGAGAAGAUGGCGAUGGGGCUUACGGCAGCGCUCCUCUUCCUCUUCAUCAUGAAAGCCUGGGCACAGCACGGUCCAUCGCAGGUGGUUGGGGUUGUUCAUGAGGUGGCGUAUCUCAGCCCCAGCCUGAAAAGCCAGAAACCCUUCACCCAAAUCCACUGGCGACGCAACAACUCUGUGAAGAUCGCCAGCCGGAAGAGCAGGGAGGAGGUCCAGUACCCCAACAGCAUCUACAGGGAACGUCUGGAGCUCUUUCCCAAUAACACGUUAAAAAUCAGCCACCUGCAGAAAAAUGACAGCAGCAUGUACCAGGUGUACCUGGAGGAUGAGGUGGGCAAGGAGCACAUCGAAAGCAUCCUCCUGACGGUGUACGAUCUGGUCCCGAAGCCCACUGUGAACGCUAAAGUGAUCAGUGCUGACCCGGAGUUGUGCGAAGCCAUCCUGGAGUGCUCGGUGGGGCUCGAAGGGGUGACCUACAAGUGGAUCCCCCACAGCAAGUUCCCUCUGGGGAGUGGGGGUGCCUCUGAGCAGCGCGUCGCCUUCAACCCCUCGAUGGGAACCUACACCUGCCAAGUCAGCAACCCUGUCUCCUCCAACAACGCCUCGCUGACCUACAGGCACCCCUGCUCCUGGACAGCUGAAUCUUCUGCUGCUGCAUCACACACUCCCCCCAGCCUGCUGGUGGUCCUGGGACUCCUCCUCCUCCUCCCUCAGGCGUAAGGACGCUCUUCGGUUGACACCUCUCCUCGUCUCGUCGCCCCCAUUGCAGGACCGGUGCCUGCAGGAGACUCCCAAACUGGUUGGAUGCAGAAAGAUGUGGUUGCUCGGAGGAAGGAUUACAACCGGUGUCCGUUACACCAGCACCCACCUGGUCCCAGCCAGAGCCACCUGCUUCCCACCAGCCCCGUCUCUGUCUGCUCUGCUGCUGCCCUCAGAGUAGCUCAGUGCCUCAGUUUCCCUCCUCACCUUUUCUGCUUUGCUCUAAGCAGAGGUCAUGUUCUCUAGAUCCAAACAAAACUGAUGAAGUCUCUUGCAGUGGUAUUUCAGGAAUCUAAAUCGCAAAAUUUAUGGUUAAUUGCUUGGAAAUCCUCCUCUCCUCAUCCCUGAGAUCUGCAGAGAGACCCAAUCUGAGCCUUUCCCAGGGCUCCCUGUGGACUUGGGGGGAUCCUCAGCCAUGCUGCCGGUGCUGCCCUUCAGGGGACCGAGGAGCAGUGUCACAGUGCAUGAUGUCUUUAGACUGAAACUGGUGACACCAGCGCGGGUGCAGCUGGCUUCGCGUCUGAAGCGCCGAAACAUCUCAAGGGGGCAGAGCUGAGGAGGUUUUUCCUGCAGCGAAGGAUCGGGCAGGGCGAGGGCGAGAAUGGUUUCCGCCUUCCAAAAUGUCUGUGUGCACAUUAAAUGAGCAGUAACU